Messenger RNA from Gastrolobium bilobum, 1727 nucleotides. RefSeq names its product protein FAF-like, chloroplastic. The transcript has 2 exons. NCBI's taxonomy places the organism in Eukaryota, Viridiplantae, Streptophyta, Magnoliopsida, Fabales, Fabaceae. The record is from RefSeq and is a predicted model, not a curated record. Bases 141 to 1688 code for a protein of 515 amino acids.
AUUCCUCUAACAUCAUUUGAAUCAGCAUCGUCACCUUCCUCACCCUUUCUUCCUCCUUUGCAACUAGCACUCCUAGUGGAUGCUAUUGUGUUGCAUCAGAUAAGUAAAGUGUUUGUGCUUCUCUGCGGAUUAUUUUGGAGAUGUCAUUUUGUAUAAGCAAGAAGAUCCAAGUCCAAGGCAUAUCUGAUGAGUCUCUCAGAAUGGACGAAGAGACCAUGCUGGUUCAGAAGCAGGGCAUUGUCACCAUUUUGGGCUCUGACUUUGAUAGCAACAGAGCUUCUGCCACUUCUCUGCGUCGAACACUAUCCGCAGACAUGUCUUCAAAGAAAUGGCUUUUACAAAAUGGGGUUUCUCCCAUGAAAAAGAUUUCUUCAUCCGAAGAACUCUCACACUCACACUCACACUCAAAAGUCACUGCUGAAUCAUUGUCCUCUUCCGAAGGAGAAGAAGAUGACUAUGAAGAAAUGAAGGAGCUGGAAGUUGAAGUGGAGCGCGAACGAUUCAAAAUUUGGAGUUCAAUUCAGCGAGACAAGAAGGAGGAACAACAUGAGAAACCAGGACCUUUUGAUAUCUGGAGCUCAAUCUUGUCACAAAAGGCCAACGAUGAAACCUCCAACAAGUUACCUCCUUAUAUUCACCCACUUGUGAAAUCUAAAAGUUGUUUGAGUAAAAAGAGUCUCGAAAUAUGCACAGAGUCUCUUGGAUCCGAAACUGGCUCUGAUGGAUUCUCCUCUUGCACACCAUCUGAGACAGGGGAUUCAGAGGAGGACAAGGACAACAUGGAAGAAGAGGAAGAAGUGACAGUGCAAGCACAUGAGGAAGAGUUGCAAGUGCCAAAAUACAACUAUGCUGAGAAGAAGUCACUAUCUCGUUCUUUCCCUCCUCCACUCCCUUCACUUCGCAUGCAGUCCCAUCGUGACAACGGAAGGUUGUUCCUACAAGCUGUAUCCAUUCCUUCACAGAACAACUUUUGUGCUCAACGCCAAGAUGGUCGCCUAGUCCUCACUUUAGCCAGUCAUCCUGACAAGGAUGACAGCCAAGUGACCGAAGAAGAUGACGACGACGAUGACGAUGACGAUGACGAAGAGAAAGAUCAUGUGGACGAGGAGGAGGAGGAGGAGGAAGAAUUCGUGAAGUUUGAGGAAGAUUAUGAGGCAGAGGAAGAUGAUGCUGAUAUAAAGCAAGCACCUAUAUUAUGUAGUGGGCUUUCAAGUGUUCAUAGGUUAGCAUUAAUGAUGAAUAAGCAAAUUGAGUUAGUUAAUAGGAGUCCAAAAUGGUCAGAGAAGUUGAACGAAGUGGCCAAUUUUGAGGAUGUUAAUGUGGAGCAACAUAGUCCAGUGGCACAGUCACUCCCACUGAGGACAAGGGCUCGGCUAAUUCCAUCAACACCAACUGUGGCUGCUUUCAAUGCUUAUGAGUACUACUGGCAGACGAAGCCCACAGCAAAUGCUGCUUCUAUUCCUAACACUUUUACCCAUCAACAUUAUAACUACUCAUCCCUGAAGAACAAUCACAGUCACAGCAAGCUCGUUGUCUCUGGGGACAUUAAUCAAACUUCAAAUGAUGACCGACAACAGUUGCUGGUUCUGAGAGGCAAGAAUGGUGAUUACUUGGUUCACAGUUUGAAGAGUUGCAAGGAUUCUAGAAGGUCUUUUCUGUUCUGGGAACCCUAUUGCAUUGCUACCUGACCUGUGUCACAACUUCAUGCGAUCACAUUACUAAUCCAA